CAAAACGUUUUGAUUCUAGUUUCAAGUCUUUUCAUUUGCAACAUCGGUGGCAUCAGUAUCUUCGCGUCAUGUGCUGCAACAUGGGAUUGUAGCGCCUUCAAGGCGUGAGAUCGAGAUCAGUGUCUUUAUUUUUCAGACAUGGUGCUGCUAAAUUCUGCACCAGAUUGUUCCGAAUUUGCACCGAGCAGGAAGGAAUCCGCUGAUGGGUGCGGCUCAGAAUCGGCAUCAGCUGGGAAAGAGGCUUGCAGGGGUUCGGAGACUUCGGGAGGCGCCUCUGUGGAUGGGGAUGUCCCGAUGCCAUGGUGGUACACGCCAAAGCGGCUGCUGGCGCUUUAUUGUUUUGUAUGGUUCCUGGUGUAUGUGGAUAUGGGAUUGCUGUCCAGCAAUGGUGUGACUGGAACAAGCAGCACAGACCCAAGCAACACGUCCAAGGAUGCAACAAGCCAGGGAGGCAUGCAGAGGGAUUUCCAGCUCACGUAUGCUCAGUUGGGCCUACUACCAGCGAUGUUCAUGGCGGGCCUGAUGGUGUCUUGUUUGGUUUUCAACGAGCUCUGCAACUAUGUCAAUUCUUUCCGUCUAAUUGGCGUUGGUCUGGGGAUGUGGAUGUUGGGUGCGAUAUUCACAGGGGUGUCGCAGAAUUUUGGGUUUCUCUUAUUCGCAAGAAUAUUCAUGGGGGCAGGCGAGGCAUCAGUCAUGACGCUGACUGGCCCAUUCAUAGAUGACGUGGCGCCUCCAGCGUCAAAGGCCCGGUGGUUUGCAUGGUUGUCCCUGUUUCCCAGCUUGGGAGUUGCUGUGGGCUACCUCUAUGGCAACCUAGCAACCAUCAUAAACUGGCGCAUCUGCUUCUAUAUUGAGGCGGCUGUUGCGCUGCCAGUCGUGCUAUUCUGCCUGUUUGCCACUCCAGUCCGGCUGCGGGGCAAAGAAGAGCAGACGAGUACAUCCUCAGUGGAGAAAACACCAAAAUUGAAGUGGGGCGCUCGCUUCUUGGAUGCUUGGAAAGACCUUGGGAAGGAGCUGAAGGUCCUGCACAGGCAGCCUGUCUUCCUGGCAAAUGCCUGGGGCUUUGUCCCUGUGCAAGCCUGCCUGGGAGUCUUCACAUUCUGGGGCCCCAAGGCUGCGAAGGAGAUUCUGCGCGCUGAUGAGGAUGUGAUUUCGUACCUGCUGGGAGGCAUAACUGUCGGAACGGCUGUUGUCGGCACUAUAGGAGGAGGGUGGCUCUUGGACAGGGUGGGGUCCAGCCUGAGGAAUGCCAUGACCAUUCAGCUGUGCGCCAGCAUUGUUGCGCUGAUCUUCUCCUUGUUGGCCUUUUUGACGUCGCCCUCCCUCCCGGUCUUCGCGCCUCUGCUGACGAUCGGCCUCUUGGGCGUAUUUGUCACCACGGCACCCUUGUAUGCAGUCAGCAUGUGGACGGUGCCAGUGCCUAUGAGGCCUGUUGGGCAGGCGUAUCAAGUCAUCAUCAUGCACUUGUUUGGGGAUGUUCCUUCCCCACCUAUUAUCGGCGCUAUCCAAGGCCGCCUGUUGAAUUGGAGGACGUCAAUGGCCAUCAUCGUUGCAACGUUGGGCAUAUCAAUUUCAUGCUAUUUGUUCGGAGCCCUCUACAGCCCCAGAGCUGUAGACUAUAGAGAGGAGCGAACUAGUGAAGGUAGUAAGGAUGAGGAGGCACAUAAAGUAGAGAGCUAGGGGCCACUGCCACCAAAUGGACACACUGGCGCAGGAGCCAAGAUCUCCAGAAUAGAUAGACUACUAAUCUGUGCCUUGUAGAUUCAAAACAGAAUGUAAGGUUUAGAUGUUAGGAUGCCUGAGGGAUCCGGACGCACAGCUGCUGCCAGCUGUCAGUGACUGCGAGCUAUGGCAUCAAUAUGUGGGCAUGUGCACAUAACAUAGCGCGCCUCGCGCUGCUCAAAUAAAUUCCUGAUGGCACAUGGCCAGCAGCCGAAGCACUGGCAAUGUGCCAGUGACUGGCGCUCACUGAGCCAGUGGCACCUGUCAGACUCCGACUUGGAGCCUAAUAUACUAUAUUAUUCAAUAAGUUAGACG
This is a messenger RNA of Coccomyxa subellipsoidea C-169, 2037 nucleotides long. Its product is annotated as MFS general substrate transporter. The coding region runs from base 139 to 1680 and encodes 513 amino acids. Gene Ontology annotation, cellular component: membrane. Gene Ontology annotation, biological process: transmembrane transport. Gene Ontology annotation, molecular function: transmembrane transporter activity. The transcript is spliced from 11 exons. The record is from RefSeq and is a predicted model, not a curated record. NCBI's taxonomy places the organism in Eukaryota, Viridiplantae, Chlorophyta, Trebouxiophyceae, Coccomyxaceae.